Molecule: messenger RNA, 1956 nt
Organism: Gigantopelta aegis
Lineage: Eukaryota; Metazoa; Mollusca; Gastropoda; Neomphalida; Peltospiridae
Product: serine/threonine-protein phosphatase 2A 56 kDa regulatory subunit epsilon isoform-like
Exons: 12
Coding region: 317-1702 (461 amino acids)
Biological process (GO): protein dephosphorylation; signal transduction
Cellular component (GO): protein phosphatase type 2A complex; nucleus; cytosol
Molecular function (GO): protein phosphatase activator activity
Source: RefSeq, a predicted model, not a curated record
UCAAGGAAACCAUUAGUAGCAACCCUGUGAUAAUCUGUUUGUGAAUGGAAAACGCCAAAAAUAACACCGUUUCAGGAUUUUCACUCUGGAGUAUAUAUUCUGCUGUUAACUGAUCGGAAUAAUUGUGUAUGGAGUAGGGCAAAGGAAUAUUCGCGGCUAAACUUUUAAGCGAUACGCGCUGUCAAGUGUAUCUACGGAUUUAUCGAUGACUGAGCUGGAGCCAUGUUCGGACUUCAGAGAUUGUAUUUAUGAAAAAAGAAUCACAACAACUGUGUAAACACCGUGGCGAAUUCGCCAACCAUUUGUUGGGUGCACGAUGUCGGCAAAAGUAACGGAUCGAAUCGAUCCUUUCUCCACCAAAGCGUCCAUUAAGUCUAAAAAGCAAAAACGUUCUCAGGGUUCAUCACAUUAUCGGACUAAAAAUGCACCAGAAUUACAGGCUUUGCCUCAUCUUAAAGAUACACCUCCGAGUGAUCAACAAGAUUUGUUUAUCAGAAAGCUUCAACAAUGUUGUGUUGUGUUUGAUUUUAUGGACCCGGUAUCCGAUUUAAAGAGUAAGGAAAUAAAACGGGCUUGCUUGAAUGAACUAGUAGACUACAUCACAGCAACACGCAAUGUUCUUUCAGAACCAACGUAUCCUGAGAUUGUUCGAAUGAUCGCAUGUAAUAUUUUUCGGACCCUUCCACCUAAUGACAAUCCUGACUUUGAUCCUGAGGAAGAUGAUCCGACACUUGAAGCAUCUUGGCCUCACUUACAGAUUGUUUAUGAAUUUUUUCUACGGUUUCUUGAAUCUCCAGACUUCCAGCCCAGUUUGGCUAAGAAAUACAUAGACCAAAAAUUUGUUCUUCAAUUAUUAGAAUUGUUUGACAGUGAAGAUCCACGGGAACGUGACUUUCUCAAAACAGUCUUGCACCGAAUUUAUGGCAAAUUCUUAGGACUUCGAGCUUUUAUUAGGAAACAGAUCAAUAAUAUUUUCCUCAGGUUUAUUUUUGAAACGGAGCAGUUUAAUGGUAUUGGAGAACUUCUAGAAAUACUAGGCAGCAUUAUCAACGGAUUUGCAUUACCUCUAAAGAUUGAGCACAAGCAGUUUCUGACCAAAGUGCUGAUUCCGCUGCAUAAGGCACGCAGCCUCAGCCUCUAUCAUGCCCAGCUUGCAUACUGUGUUGUUCAGUUUUUGGAAAAGGAUGCUGCUUUGACAGAAGAUGUCAUCAAAGGACUGCUGCACUUUUGGCCAAAAACGUGUAGUCAGAAAGAGGUGAUGUUCCUUGGUGAGAUUGAGGAGAUUCUUGAUGUGAUAGAGCCUACCCAGUUCCAGAAGGUGAUGGAACCUCUGUUCAAACAAAUAUCAAAGUGUGUGUCCAGUCCUCACUUCCAGGUGGCAGAACGUGCCCUUUACUACUGGAACAACGAGUACAUCAUGAGUUUGAUUGAGGAGAACUCGAACACGGUGUUGCCGAUCAUGUUUCCAGCCUUGUACAAGAUAUCCAAGGAGCAUUGGAACCAGACCAUUGUGGCGCUUGUCUACAAUGUCCUCAAGACGUUCAUGGAAAUGAAUAGUAAACUCUUUGACGAACUCACAGCUAAUUACAAAGCAGAAAGGCAAAAAGAGAAAAAGAAGGAGAAGGACCGAGAAGAGUUAUGGAGGAAGCUAGACAGGCUCGAGGUCAACCAUAGAGCAAAAAAAAUGAUAAAAACUUCCUAACACACCAGCUUGGCUUUACGUCUGUGUAUUGUGUGUGCAGCAGUGCGAUACUGUCACUCUGGUUCUGGCAUUCUGCUGUAGAUAACAUUACCCUGUGUGCCAAAGCAGAUUGCUGUUAUUGCUAGAUUGUCCUCCGCCUGUCAGUCUCUGCUGUGCACCCAAAACCAUCGCAGCCGAGCGGUGCGGACAUGUCAUAUUGUGGGUAGAUGUUUCCCAGAUUGGGAGUAACCAAAAAAUAAAAACGUGCAUUGUGA